AUGAAUACUAAAACUUCCAAAUUAAUGGAAUCUUCUAGUGAUGCUGUUGAUGCAGCAAUUGCUCGAAUUACAGAGCUUUUAAGAUCUCCAGACGAUUUGGUUAAAACUAGCUUGAUACGUAAAAGAUUCGCUAUAGAAAAGGCUUCCAUUGAUGCACAACUUAAAACUGGUGUUAAAUUACAAUUGGACACUACUCAAGAAGGAGUUGAUGCCUUAACAAAUGCAAAAAAAAAAAUGCUUACUAUUAGGGAAAAUAUGAAAACGAUUGAUCGUUUAUGUUCGGAGGCACAAAAUAUGAUUCAAGAUUUUCCUAGGAUUAAUAAGAUUUCACAAAUACAUAAGAACUUUGUUGCAACGCAAGAAACUGUUCAAAAAUUACAAGAAAUGUAUGUAGUAGUUGAACAAAUUCAAAAUAUGUUGCAACAAGACAAACAAAAUAUACUCGGACCAGCAGAAAAUUUAUUAUUUGUCCAUUAUCAAAUUUUUCAACUUCAAAGAUUUCGAGAUUAUACAAUGUAUCAAGCAAACAAUUCUUCUCAAGAAGAUGAUGUUAUUACUUUGAAACAAUAUUUUAAAAAGUUGGACGAAUUAGUUUUAGAUUUUGAGGAUUAUAUUUGGAAUAUUGCAAAGAAUAUGAUAGAAUUGGUUAGAAACGGUAGAAGGCCUGUGAUAGUUAAACUUGUUAAAAUAAUUGAAAUAGAGGAACGUACGGAUGAACGUGCAACUGCAGCUGAACAUGCAAGGCAUAGUUAUCAAGAUCUCGCUUCUAAAUUCAAAUCUAUUCAAACUAGCCCACGAGUUAUUAGGUCUUAUAGGAGCAAAUUUAAAGAUAAAUUAAAUGAUUCGAUUUCAGAGUUAUUUGAAGCAUUUUACAAUGAAUUUCAAAAUGAACCUAUGACUUUAUUAGAAGAGAUGAACUUUAUAUUCAAUGAUUUAGCAUUGGUAGAUCAAGAAAUAGUUCCACUUUUUCCUAAAAAAUAUGGCAUAUUCUCAGUUUUUGUUUUAGCAUAUCACAGACAUGUAUAUGACAUGCUUAAUAAACUUGUUCAAUCAGAUCCCGAUGCAGGUACUAUCCUACGUCUAAUCAAUUGGAUCAGGCAAUAUUACAAAAAAAUGAAUAAAGAGAUGCGCAUUUCUGAAGAUAUUUUAGAACCGCCAUUACUUGAUGGAAAUGAACAGGACCUGGUAAAUGACUAUCUUAAAUUGAUACGUAUCAGACUUGAUGAAUGGAUAACAAAUUUAAUGAGCACAGAAAUUAGUGAAUUUACUAAUCGUGUCAAAGAGCCAGAAGUUGGUGCAAAUAAUUUGUUUUGUUUGUCUGGUUCAGUGAUUAUGUUUCAAAUGGUUAAUCAACAAAUAGAUGUUGCGGCAGAAUCAGGACAGGGUAAAAUUUUAGCAGAUGUGGUGAAGGAGUGUAGUACAGCAAUGAUUGAUACACAAAAUACAUGGAAAAGUUUGUUAGUAACAGAACUUAAAAAACAUAUUGAAAAACCAGAGGAAACUCAAGAAGGUUUUGUUGAAUAUUGCAUUGCUUUAGCUAAUGAUCAGUUAAGAUGCGCAGAAUUUACUGAAGAUGUGGUAAAAAGAUUAGAGCCUUUACUUUCAGAAAAAUAUCGAAAUCAGAUAAAUGAUAAUCUACGUUUAGCAAUGGAUGGAUUUAUGGGAAUAUCAGAUAGUUGUAUUAGCACAUUGGUAGAUGUUGUAUAUAACGAUUUAAAGAAACUUUUUAAUCAAUUUUAUUUGGAGGAUUGGUAUCAGAACACUUUUAUGUUGGUAAUUAUUGAAACAAUUAAAGAUUACGCAAAUGAUUUUCAAACACGUAUGCACCCAUAUCUUCUUAAUAAGACAAUGUUAAGUUUAGGAGAAAGAUUUGUCAUAGCGAAUAUUGAAGCAAUGCGUAAUAAAGGAGCCAAGUUCAAGAAACCAGAUUGUAUUACACGAAUAAAAAAUGAUGAUACAUUGGCAUUUGAAUUUUUUCAACAGGUUAUCCCGGCACAACAAUACAAAGUGAUAUUCAAUGCAUUAAGCAGGAUUCAUACAUUAUUAGAAAGUUCACGUAAAACAAUAUUUAUUGAUUAUUAUGAUCUGAAAAAAGCAUAUGGUGAUGUUCCAUUAAAACUUAUUGAAGAUAUACUAUCCAAAAGAGAUGAUUUAGAUAGAUCACAAGUUAAAGAAAUUAUGGAAAACUUUAAAGCCAAAAGCAAAGAGGCGGGUGAAUAUACAGGAAAACCUACUAUUUUUAGUAAAAUUAAUUGA
Messenger RNA from Entrophospora sp. SA101, 2256 nucleotides. Lineage: Eukaryota; Fungi; Glomeromycota; Glomeromycetes; Entrophosporales; Entrophosporaceae. The record is from the annotation of a GenBank genome assembly.